Molecule: messenger RNA, 612 nt
Organism: Morchella importuna
Lineage: Eukaryota; Fungi; Ascomycota; Pezizomycetes; Pezizales; Morchellaceae
Exons: 3
Coding region: 1-612 (203 amino acids)
Biological process (GO): endoplasmic reticulum to Golgi vesicle-mediated transport; protein retention in ER lumen; intracellular protein transport
Cellular component (GO): endoplasmic reticulum; COPII-coated ER to Golgi transport vesicle; Golgi apparatus
Source: RefSeq, a predicted model, not a curated record
AUGCGCUCAUUCGCAACCUUAUUCUCGGCAGCAGCUCUCCUGACAUCGUCCCUGGUGUCAGCGCACAACAUCCAACUGAAUGCCCACGGCCGUGAAUGCUUCCAUGAGACACUACACAAGGAUGACCGAAUGACUGUCACUUUCCAGAUUGGAGACCGCGAGUUCGGCGGGGCUGGAAAUCUGGACGUCGACUUUUGGAUUCAAGAUCCGGCCGGCGUAUUGAAGGUUUCCGAACACGCCGUAUCCUCCGGCGAUCACUCAUUCGAUGCGCACCUCGACGGACGUUACACCUACUGUUUCUCGAACGAAAACUCUAACGUCAACACCAAGGAGGUAUCCUUUAACGUCCACGGCAUUGUGUAUGUUCCAGAGGAACCGGAAAGCGCAGACCCGCUCGAACGUGAGGUGAGGAGCCUCGGUGAGAUGCUGAACCAGGUCAAAGAUGAGCAGGAAUAUAUUGUGGUCAGGGAAAGGGUACACAGGAAUACUGCCGAAAGCACGAACAGUAGGGUUAAGUGGUGGAGCAUUUUCCAGUUGGGCGUUGUGGGAGGCAAUGGGGUGUUCCAAGUAUGGUAUUUGAAGAGGUUCUUCGAGGUCAAGAGAGUGGUUUAA